Molecule: messenger RNA, 972 nt
Organism: Eurytemora carolleeae
Lineage: Eukaryota; Metazoa; Arthropoda; Copepoda; Calanoida; Temoridae
Product: nucleoside diphosphate-linked moiety X motif 8-like
Exons: 5
Coding region: 31-732 (233 amino acids)
Molecular function (GO): coenzyme A diphosphatase activity
Source: RefSeq, a predicted model, not a curated record
AUGUUAAUAAUUUAAAUUGCAUAUUUUCAGAUGAAUACAUUUUGCAGUUUUAGGGUCAGGAGCUUUUCUUCAAUUUCUUUUGAUUUCCACUCUAUGGUAUCUGGUGAGAGAAAACAAGCUUGUAUCAAGAGAUUAGAGAAGAUUAAACCCCUGCUACCUGUCCAAGGAGAACUCCUGAAAACCUCGGCAGUUCUAAUUCCAAUUGUAAAUAUCGAGAAUGAACCAGCUUUGCUCUACACUAAAAGAUCAAAAUUUCUCUCCAGUCACAGAGGCCAAGUUAGUUUUCCAGGUGGAAACUCUGACAAAACAGAUACUAGUCCCGUAGAUACAGCAUUGAGAGAAUGUUGGGAGGAGAUAGGAAUACCUCGGGAACAGGUUGAUGUGUGGGGAACCCUACCCUCCCUCUCCAGCACACACAGAGGAGAUCAUGCUACAGUUCCUGUCAUUGGAAUUAUCCAUGAUUUUCAUCCAGAACAACUUAACAUCAAUCACGACGAAGUUGAAGAAGUUUUUUGUGUUAAAUUUUCGAAAUUGUCAGAUCCUGCUGUGUACGGUUACACUCAGUUUCGGCUUGAGGGUGGUCCUGGAUACAGUCUUCCUCUGUACAACUGUACACCUCACCCUGUAUGGGGUUUGACAGCUAUUAUGACAUUCCAGUUUCUUAGAUCCAUCCUACCCUCACAACACUACAAGCACAGGAUUCAUUUCCAGUCUAAUAUUAAAAAACUAUGACAAACAAUUAUUUUAGUAAAAUUUUAUAGAUUUAGUUUAUUUGCAUAUAUUGACCAAGGGUCAGCCUAAACAUAUAUUUAUUUAAUGGACAUUCAAGGAAAAUUGUCAACUUUAUACAACAUCGCCCUUGAAAUUAUUCAUAAAGGAAAUUUAAAAUAGUUAAAUUGUGUGAUAUGUGACAGUUAAUCGUUAAUAUGUAUAUCUUCCGGUGAGUUUAGUUCAGAUAUAUUUUCAUAAAGA